AUGUCAAAUUUGAAAGGGAUCGCUUUUGAAGGCGGGCGUGGCUCUUCCCCAACGGGGGCGUGGCCGAGCGAAAGGGGGAGGGCUCGACUGGAGCGGAGGGCGUGGCUUGCCGCGGCCUCGUACCGGGUGCUGAGCCGUUUGCUCGGCUAUGGCGGGGCCGAGUCAGGGGCAGCUGGGCUGGCGCUCGGGGGAGGCGUUGGCGAGACCGCUGCCCUCGCGGUUGGCGACCGGGGGAGGACGGGCGGGCUGCGAGGCUCGCAGCUCUUGGUCUUCCGCCCGGGCGAAGCCGGAGAGCCGUCGGGGGUCACCCGGGGAGCUGGAUUGCCGCCGACGGCGCCGCCGCCGCCUCAAGCGACCUCGGAGCUCUUGUGCGCCAGGCACCGGUGCGCCCUCUUGGACACCCCGAAAGGCGAGCCCGGAGGGGGAAGAUGCUGGAGCGGCGCGGCUGGCGGCCUCCUCUUGCCCCCGGGAGCCGGCCUGGAGUUCCAGCUGGCCGCCUUGGGGCUCCACCAGGCGCCCCCGACGGCCCCGGCUGGGCCGGGCAAGCCCCCCGCCAACCCAGCCGGUGUGGGGGGCAGCCGCUUUCCACCCGCCGCCGCUCCGGCGCCCCCGCUUCCUUCAGGCGCCGCUGCUGGUCCUUCCUCUCCUCCUCCUCCUCUCCCGGCCGGCUCGGUGCCCCCCGCCGCGGCCAGCCGGCCCAGCUCCUCCGCCCCUUCCAGAAAAGGGUCCUUCAAGGUCCGCCUGAGCCGCCUUUUCCGCACCAAAAGCUGCAGUGGCGCGUCCUGCACCUCGGCGGCUCCCUCGGGUGCACGUCGGGCCGGGGAAAGGGACCCUCCCCAAGCCGCGGCCACCCCGACCCCCUCGGGCACGGCCGGGAGUCUCCCCGAUGUGUCUCAGCCUGGAGGCCGGGAGCAAGACCCCGGAAGAAAACCAAGAUUGAUGCGAACACAAAGUGCCUUUUCUCCUGUUGCUUUUGGUCCCCUCUUCACAGGCGAGACAGUGUCACUGGUGGACGUGGAUAUCUCUCAGCGUGGUCUGACGUCCCCACAUCCCCCAACGCCACCACCUCCCCCACGACGAAGCCUCAGCCUUUUGGAUGAUAUCAGUGGGACACUGCCUACAUCUGUCUUAGUGGGUCCGAUGGGGUCUUCAUCCCUCCAGUCUUUUCCUCUGCCUCCGCCGCCUCCACCGCAUGCCCCUGAUGCAUUUCCCCGAAUCAUUCCAAUCAGAGCUCCAGAAGCAGUACACAGCCAACCUGCACAACACCUCCAGUGCCCCCUCUACCGGCCUGACUCAAGCAGUUUUGCAGCAAGCUUGCGAGAGCUAGAAAAAUGCGGUUGGUACUGGGGUCCUAUGAACUGGGAAGAUGCUGAAAUGAAGCUGAAAGGGAAACCUGAUGGCUCCUUCCUGGUUCGUGACAGCUCUGAUCCUCGGUACAUUCUAAGCCUCAGCUUUCGAUCACAGGGUAUUACCCAUCACACCCGAAUGGAGCACUACAGAGGAACCUUCAGUCUUUGGUGCCACCCCAAGUUUGAGGACCGUUGCCAGUCCGUGGUGGAGUUCAUCAAGCGUGCCAUUAUGCACUCCAAAAACGGGAAGUUCCUUUACUUCUUGCGAUCCAGAGUACCAGGUCUCCCUCCAACCCCUGUUCAGCUUCUCUAUCCGGUUUCUAGAUUUAGCAACGUUAAAUCAUUACAACACCUUUGCCGCUUCCGGAUAAGGCAGCUGGUCCGCAUCGAUCACAUUCCAGAACUGCCACUCCCCAAGCCUCUGAUCUCAUACAUCCGCAAGUUCUACUACUACGACCCCCAGGAGGAAGUCUAUCUCUCCCUGAAAGAGGCCCAGCUGGUUUCCAAACAGAAGCAAGAAGCAGAGUCUUCAACGUAGUGAGGGGCCUCCCUGUCCCGUACUUGCUGCUAUCACCAAUGGAAUUUGGUCACCAGUAUCCUGUAGCUAUAGAAGCUGUACUGGAGAGGACUCCUGGCAUUUGCUUGCUUUCUGGUUGUCUCUGGGUCAUCGGAGAAGGCCCAGGGCAUGAAAAGAAGCACAGCUGUGCACGGAAACACAGGAGCCAUGGCCCCCCCUCCCCACCUGGUUCCAUAAAGAUGUUGGAAUCUGCUGAAACUGGACUACAAACUCCUGGAAGGAUGGAGAAUGUUAUUUUUUGUUAAAUUUCUAUUUUUUUGGUGCCCCUCCCUCGUACCUUACCCUUCUUCUGGCAUGGGAAAUAGUGAGCCGAUUAUACAUUUUGUUUACGUAUUGCCAUUUUGGGGUGUGGGGUGUGUAGGAUGCGUGUGCUGCGGACAUAUGGAACUUCAUGAAUAAAGCCGCAGUUCUAGUCCAGUGAUUCUGUCCGAAGGAGGCUGCUUUUGUAAGGCGAACCAGAAUCCCAGCUAUGUACGGUCACAGAGGAGCAGUACAACAGGGAUGGGCUCCAAGGGUAGAUAAUGUCAAGCUAAGGGUACGGAUUUCUGUUGUCUGAAGGAAGGGGGUGCUGGGUACGUGCAAGAAUUUAAGCCUGAUCAAGCAAUGGGAAACCAACCAGAUGCAAAGAAGAAGAAAAAAAUGCUGAUGCCUUUAACUAAACACCAACGGGACACAGGUAAUAUCACGGAGCUGUUCAACUGCAGGUAUCAUUAGCCAGCUGAAUAUUGGAUGGAUCUCUUAGGGUAAACCUUUUGCCUUUCCUCUCAUCAGUUCUAAUGCUGGGACCCCCGUCUAACAGACAGCUAUGGUAGCAGUGUUAGUUCCUCUAUGGGGGCAGAGGCAACAUGCGUCCUUGACAGCUGAAACCAAUCUCUGUUACAAAUGGACUUCUGCCUUCCUGUUCCCAAGAUCUGCAAGCCAAGCUGCCCUGCUGAACAAGAAGAAAGAAGGUUUGAUGGGUGAAAGGAAACAUCUGUUGGCCCUUUUCCAGACAAGGGAGCAUAUUUUUAGAAGCACCUUAGCCCCAGCCCAGUAUGAGAAUGCAAAAGAAAGAACAAAAUUUAAUAAUAAUGACCGUGAUGUAUUUCUACUUGCCUCCCCAUUCCUGCUUUCAGUACCGUAAGGCUGUGAUACAGCUUUAGUGGGAAAUCUGGUGAGCAGACCAACAAAGGAAAAAAAAAUUGUGUGCGAUUUUAAUUGUCCUCCACAAGAAGAAGAUCAGGUUUUGUUGCAGUGAAACAAAAAUGGGAAAGCCCUGAAAUGAAAUGAUUGUGACAUCCAAGAGGUACGUCUCCCCUUUUGUGUCUGUUUCUGUCUCCACCUGCAGGUAUUUGGCAUACAUUUUUUGUGAGUUUAUUAAAACUGUGAUAUUGACAUUAUUCUUAAGUAAACAUCUUAUUUAUUAUUACUAUUUUUGUGAAGAUUGCAUCGUACUGUCUGUCCAAACAGUUUCUACCUUGACUUCUGCCUCUAUUUCUAGAGGUCUCCACCAUGCACACUGGAUGCAGGAAAUGGUGAGCUUUCACUGUCAUGGAGAUUUUACUUUGAAGUUAUUUCAAGAAGGAUUGUUACAGUUAACUAAUUGAUUGUUUUUCUAAAACUAAAUUUAAAAUCGGCUGAUCCUGGAUUUUUGAAAAUCACAUGGCUCUAAGGAAGUGGGGGCCUCUACUUUCCAUGAGUAUUUUGUCUUUUCCAAUGUAGAAUUACAUGUGGGAGUCAAAAUAUCUACUUGGCUUGCUCUCAGAAUGUUCACAUUCCUUCAUCAUCAUCUCAUUUUGUUCUGAAGCACAUGCUCCUGAACUGAACCUGCAGUGACUGUUUGGACACCCAUCUAUCUAUGCUUUGCUCUACCCCAAAGAUGCUUCUCUUUCAUUGUCCAGUUCCAUGUGUUUUGUUGUUGUUGUUUUUGUUUGUGGAAAUUGUGAAUUGGAAACACACCUAACUGCUAAAGGUGAGCUCUUCCCUGAAGGCCAGUCCUUUCCUAACCAUCCCACCAACAGCAGCCAAGAUCCUUGUGAGACCAUGAAGGUGUCGGGCACAUCAUGUGGUGAUGAUAGUGGUAGGGAAAGCGAUGUUACUGGAACGUUUGUGAUUCCCAGUUUUUGAUACACUGGAGAAAGACAUCCCUCUGCUGUAAUAGAUCUAGCUAGGCUGAUGGCUGGAGCUGUGCUUCAAAAUAGCAACAAAGGAAUAAUAUCAACAGAACUUACUAACUUGAAACUGAAGAGGUUCUGUGCCAUGUGGGAUCACAAGGAAUUAAGAGGCCACCAUCCUGAAGCCUUCUGAGUGUGCAUUUUGAAAUGUUAACCAUACACUGGAAAAAAAAACAAUUGUUCUAUUCUAACUAGUGUAUUCUGGAGCUUGUGUGCAACUGCAAAAGAGGAUUUAAAGGCACUGGAAUUCAGCUGUAACAGCCAAAAGGGGGAUUUGAUCUGCUGGCAGCUAUCUGGUUAAUUAAUUGUUCAAAAGCUUUGGAUUGUAUAUUGAAGUUCUCAUAAUUUCUUUUGAGCCCCACAUACCAGUUGAUUAUGUCCACCCUCCUUACCUCACUUAAGAUGACGAGCUCCCUGAUCAACCAUGGAUUGAAGAUUUAUUUAUUCUUUCAGCUUGGAUGAAAUCAGAGAUGAAACCAGCUAUUUCUCAGUCCCAGAAACCGAAGGUCUCUACUUGUGGGGAUGUGUUCAGUAUAACCUGGUUCAAACACGCACAAACCAUGCCCCAGUGACAAACCCUAGAUGCCUCGUCCUGGAUUCCUGUUGUUUGGUGGAACCAAACAUCUCUGAAACUGCACUGACUGACUACUGAGUCACAAAGGGCGAUCGUGUGUAAAUAACUUGGCUUUCCUUGGCCACUGUUAUGUCUGCUGUAGUGGUUUUCUUGUAAAAGGAACCUCUCUUUGUGUGUGUGUGUGUGUGUGUGUCUUUUAAAUUCAUCUUUUUGGGGGGCUGUUUUAUGCGUUCUCUUUUGAAAUGUGUGAAUGUGGUUGGGGAUCCGUGUCUUGCUGUGAGAACUAAUUUCUGCACUGCAGUUGUUUUUGAGUUGUCUGCCUCUAACAGAAUCAUUGUUCAGCCUUUUUUUGGUCUGUGUGUGUGCGUGGACGCAGCAUCCCUCCAUGCUCUCCAUAAUAAUAGCAGGGAAAAAUCCAAAACAGUUAACCCAAAACAAACUGGUGGUUUUUAAUUAUUUUUACAGUCAGCUGCUUUCUUUUAAAUUAAAUGCUCAUUUGUUGUAUCCAGGUUGGCUCUUGGAGCUUUAUGACAAAAAAAGCAAACUCUGUGCUGCUUAUAUGAUGCCCCAUAGUGCUUAAAGCACUCUCUGUGUGGUUUGCAAUUCAAUUCUGCAGGCUACAUAUACAUCAUAUGCCCUUGUUCAACCUUUUAUUUCCUUGUUUCCUGGCCUGUAAAGCUUCUUGAUCAAACUGAAGUUUGGGGAGGAGGGGCUAACAGGUGGACCUGAAUUGUAUUUCUUUGGCUGUGUGGAAGGAGAGCAGCUUGCCCAUAAAACAGUUAAUAGUGUAGAAGCCUUUGCUGAUACCACAGUAUACAAAUUGGUAAGGAAGGGGUUAGCUGUUGAGCCAGCAGUGAUAGAAUUGCGAUCCAGACAUACGGAUGUUUUGUAGGGGCUUGGAGCUACAGCAGUUGGCUUUUCUGUUGCUUCAUCCAUGUGUUUUUUAAAAGCAGGUAGGCAUAAGUGCAUAAUUGUCUUGUUAAUUGCUUUGGGUUUCUUAUAUUAAGAAAAAAAAAAACCCUGGGUGCUAACUGGAACCUAAAAAGAGCAGGUGAAGUUGCCCAAUUAAGUACAUCUUUUGAAAUAUGCUGAAAGGGGCUGUUUCUGGUUGUUGCCUACAGAACAACUCUUCACAAUGUUGUGGUGCUCUCUUCUGCUCAGUUACUUGUAGUCUCUCAAGAACGAUAAGGAAUGUGUGUGUUGACAAAGCAAUUAUUGUUAUUUAUUUAUUUUUUUCGAACUACCUAAAACCAUGGGGGAAACUGUUGCACUCAUGAGAGGAUUUCAUUCUAUUUUGAAAAAGGAAUUUCCUUUGCAGAGAGAAUGUGUUGUAUCUAAAAAUGGAAUGGAUUUUUAAAAAGUUAUCUGCUAAGGAUUUAGUCUCUCUGAUUAUAAUUAUUAUUAUUUACACUGUGCACUGAGAAAGUGUCAUGAAGCUAAGUUAGGAAGGCUUCAUUAAAUAAUAAAAUCCUUUCGUUAUGUAGGAUUUCCAGUUUCACAGAUCUCUGUCGUGCAAAGUAGCGAUACCAGAUGUGACCAUCUUUGCGCAUGUGAUGCAGUUUUUCCUUUUGCAUAUGAUUGAUGGUGCAGAAAACAAAAAUAAUUAAAUAUAGAUCUUUGUGCCCUACCUAUUGUGAUAGAACUUCCUUUCUGCAGUGUGUGUUUGAUGCUGUCCCCUUACACCUGCUUCAUUAGGUAGAUUGCCUUUUCUAUUUUGUUGCACUGAACAAAAUUUGAGAGAGGUGGUGAAUGACUUGCCCAAAUCCAUGGUGGAUUUCCCUUUUGCAUUUGGUUGACUGUGCAGAGAGCAAAAAAUAAUUAAAUAUAUUUCAUAAUUAAAUAUAUUUAAUCAAUGGUAAAUUCUGAUGAGAGUUCAGCUGAUUCUCAACAGUCUAAAUCUCUGCCAUCUCUUAUAUCUGUUGGGCAGUGCAGGAGAUUUGCUUCCUACCAUCGUACUGUAAAAAGCAAGUAAUAUUGCAUACACGAUGGCCAGAAUUCUGUUGGCAAUUUACAUGUGCAUAAGUGAAGUCACAUAAAUCAUGGCAACGAAUUGCUGCUGAUUAGCAAGGUGCUGGUUGCAUUCCUCCUUGUGUUCCAGGCAGUCAGCCAGGAAGGCAUCUGGCAUCUUGUAAAUUAGUGGCAACUCAUUGCCAUGACUUCAUUUGCACAUGCAAAUCACCAAUAAUGUUCUGACCUGUGGGAUUUAAAAGCUCUGUGCAUUUUCAGUUUCUUCUCAACCUUCAGAAUUUCCAUGCUGACCCAUUCAAGCCGAGUGUAACCCUUGCCCAGCCCCUGAUGAACCCCAUUUCUUUGCAGACCCAGGAAUGCAGAGAAACACAAGCUUAUCAGUUUGCUUGGCCCAUCGCAACCCAAGACUGAUUACCUGUAAUUUACAGUAAGAACUGUGUCCCUUUGACAAUAAAGAGCUUCAUGCAUUUCUGACAUAGUGACAUUGACUAGACCAGAGCGUUUGUAAUCUGGUUUAGGCAAUUUCACUUCCUAUAGGGCUAUAUUAGCUCAUUGAGAUAAUCACCCUCUAACAUUUCAUUUGAUAAGAGUAAGUAUUCUUAACACAGCUUCAGGAUUCUACUGGGUAGCUGACUGGAUAGGUCGGUGAGGUGGCAUCCCUGGCUGCAGAGGGUAAGGGUUCGAUUAUCCCCUAUGCCUCCUGGGAGAGGAGCCAGCCUGUGGUGCCUUGGCCAAGCUGCACAAUCCCAGGGUGCCCCCAGAAGAAAGGAAGAGUUAAAUAGUUAUGGGUAGUGCCUACCUAGAAAACCUUGGGGAGGGUUGCUAUGAGUCAGAAUUGGUGUAGUGGCAAGAAAUUGUUAGUAUUGGGUAUAAAUCAGUGAAGUGGCAUGACACCUGCCCAAAAAACACAUUUGUCUUAUUAUGGCAAUGCAGAUUAUACUUUGAGAGUUUAUUGCAAAUUUUCCAGGACUAUGUAGCAAAAAAAGAAAAACUCUGCCAGCCCCACUUGGUCACAGAAAGUGGGCAAGAAACAAAACUGAAUAUGUAUACCUCAGUAAUAACACUGAAAAGCUAGUGUGUGUACACAUAAAAAUCUUGGGAUACUUUUCCAACAAAGUUCAUUCAAUAAAAUACCACUAUACUACAUUGCAAGGUGGUUUUUUAGCUUUUACUAAACUCUGAAGUUCGCUUUGUGUGUAUGUAUGUGCAUGUAUGUUUUUAAUUUAUUAAAAUAAGCUGCUGUAAUUUAUUUUCAAAACAAUUAAAAUGUAAACAAAAUCCAGACUUGCAGGCCAAUCUUAAAAAGUUUUGGACUUUGCAGGAGAAGGAAGAAAAGAUGUUUUAUAUGAAAAUGAAUGCACUUUGGGUGUGCUUAGACUUUUUGAGGGGAUCAGGCUGUUUUAUGGACUGGGUUCUGUAUGGCCUUGUCUGUAUAUAUUGUAUUAAUAGGCACGUUUUUUGGUUUCUCAUUUGGAAGCAUUUGUAACUGCUGCAGGGUCCUGUCUGUAAAAUGGAUGUACUAAAUAAUUUUGCCUCAGAGUUUGAGGUGGAAGGUUUUUUUUCCUUUUUGGGUACAUUUUUGUCAACCAUAGGAGGGAACUUUGACUCUUCUCCUGUUUGUAUCUCAUUUCUAUUGUGGGUUGUUUUUUUCUGUUCAUUUGUUCUUUUGGCCUGUGGGUGGAUGUUUGGCAGGGUUGGGGGGGAAGGGUUUGAAAUAAAAUACUUAAAUAGUC
Pogona vitticeps (central bearded dragon) is the source of this 8354-nucleotide messenger RNA. Lineage: Eukaryota; Metazoa; Chordata; Lepidosauria; Squamata; Agamidae. The record is from RefSeq and is a predicted model, not a curated record.